CUAUGGAAGUGCCUUGGACGAAAGUAGUGAAGGUGCCAGUGUGCUUGUCCAAGGCAUCGUCCGUCCGAUAUAAGGGACGAAGGUUUCCCACUGAUGGAUCAGCAAGCGAGAAGGAAGGAUGGGUUAUGAAAUGAUGUCCUGGUGGCCAUUUACCAAGUCGCAGGCUCGCAUCUCUGUCAUUCGUUAGAAACUUCGACUUCUUCGCCUUGUUACACUCCUGAGCCACACAUAUAUCUGCACCGUCUGACCAGUAAUCGAAAUGACGCGACAGGUGCGCCUAGUCGGCUUCGCGGUGAUGCUGUGGGUGGUGACUUGUGCCCAGGUGGUAAGAGCAACGACAGCAUCAGAGGUCAUAGCGUCCAUACCAAGGUGCGCCCUUCCUUGCGUCAUCGAGGACUUGAGCACGGCGAAAUGCUCCAUGACAGAUGUGUCAUCGUUGAGUGAUUGUGUCUGCCGGAACACGACAUUGCUCACCAGGCUGUCGAAUUGCAUCCAGACAUCGUGUUCCUACAGGGACCAAGUACUCGCAAGUAGCUCGGCGAGUUCACUAUGCGCAGCCUAUCCAAAAGAGUCGAGAACACGCGAUGUCCAGAUCGCCUCUAUAGUAACCAUGGCCCUGGCCGUCCCUAUUGUGCUAGCGCGGUGUGCUGCGCGUCUGCAGUUCACCAAGAAGCUGUGGCUCGACGAUUGGACAGCGCUGCUGGGAAUGAUCUUACUCGCCGGACUGGCGGCCAUGGAAUACAUCAGCUCGAAGAUGGGAUUCGGAAACCACUACUGGAACAUCAGUGCUAGUGAUGGGCCGAUACUGCUACAGCUUUUCUACGUCGCCCAGAUCCUCUACAUCGCCAUCCAGCUUCUGGCCAAGGUGUCUAUUUCGUUGCUGUUUAUCCGCCUGUUUCCAGCAAGAUGGAUUCGUCUGACCCUGCAGAUAUUCAUCGCCUUCAUGUUAGGCCACGGCCUGAUCUUCAUCAUGGUUAUUGCCUUUCAGUGCUGGCCGGUACACUCAAUAUGGGACAAGACAAUUACGGGCCGAUGUGUUGACGUUACCGUGGUAGGAUACGUCGGCGCCGGGCUGAGCAUAGGCGAAGAUCUCUUCCUGAUGCUGUUACCAAUCACGGAACUCCGCAAGCUUCAGGUCACGCAACGACAGCGGGUUCUCUUAUCUGCGAUGUUUGCCAUUGGCUCUUUUGCGGCUGUAACGAGUAUGAUCCGGCUGAAAUACAUGGUGAUGUUUGCCAACACAUUUGACUCGACAUGUAAGCUUCUCGUUUUUCGAACACGAGACCUCCGCUGAUAGCUGCAGGGGACAACGUCGAUGUUAUCAUUUGGUCCUUGAUUGAGCUUCUCACAGCGGUGUUCUUGGGCAGCUUGCCGCCUUUGAGGCCCUGGAUUGUCAAACUGGUC
This is a messenger RNA of Truncatella angustata, 1404 nucleotides long. RefSeq lists its product as uncharacterized. Bases 260 to 1294 code for a protein of 344 amino acids. NCBI's taxonomy places the organism in Eukaryota, Fungi, Ascomycota, Sordariomycetes, Amphisphaeriales, Sporocadaceae. The transcript has 3 exons. The record is from RefSeq and is a predicted model, not a curated record.